CGUGCUCCCCGCACUCACCCUCCCCAGUUCGGGUUGUUGGCGGUCACUGCCUUACUUCUCCCUUGCCCACCCCCCACCAUGGCCCUUCGCGUCUCCCUCCUCCAGCUCCCACCCCGGGCUCUGAAGUCAGGAAACCCAAGAGGAAAUGACUGCGCCCGUCUGGGUUCCCGCCCGCCAGCCGGCGCUCUCCUGGCCACACCCUCUGCCUGGACGCAGCCGCCGCCGCUACCCUGUCUCCAAAACGCUGCGGGCUCUGGGCCCCCAGCUCGGAGCUAACUCCUCCGCUGGGCUGGGUGACAGUCCCAGAGGGAAGGAAGAGGCCCAGGACCUUCUCCUGUACCCCAACCCCCUCUGGGUGACCAGCAGGGUCAGUCGAAGAGGGAUGUCGCUCUCUGGUCACCUGUGUCUCUUUACCAUCGUUGGCCUGCUUCUUCCCACCACAGGACAGACACAGCCGGUGACUACACCCAUUUCUCGAGCAGACUCAACCCCUGUGAACACACGUGUCCUGACUUCCCCAGUCCACCCAGAACUCCAGCCCGUCCCUCUGACUCCAACUCCGCAGGCUGAUGAAGCAUCACCACCCCCGCCAGAGAACCAGACGCAGCAACCAACGAGUAUGGAUGUGCACCUAACUCUAGGUCCGGGGCCAGACAAGAGCAGCACGGAAGCUGAUCCCACUAAAGGCAUCACGCUCUCCCAGAAGCCGCCAGGCAAAGCCUUCGCCACGGAUCCUGAUCUCGGGCCAACUGGUUCAAGUGAGGAUAACCCCUUCUUCUAUGACGAGACCACUCUCCGGAGACACGGCCUGUUGGUCGCAGCUGUGCUAUUCAUCACAGGCAUUAUCAUCCUCACCAGUGGCAAGUGUAGGCAGUUUUCCCAGUUAUGCCGGAAUUAUAAUAGGUGAGCCCACUGGAAGUGGGGGUCGACGACCUGAUGAGCAUCUGAGACUGAGCCCCCACCAGCUCACCGUGCCUGCCUCCUCCGUCCCCUCGCAGAGCCUACCGAAUAGUGACUAGAGCCUAGCCUGAGAGGGAAGACAUAGAUGAAACCAGAGCCAGGACUGAUGACCUGAGCUCCCUACCCUUUCAAUCCUGCUCACCCUGAAGGCAGCCCAGCUCCCCCAACACUGCCUCCCACAUUGACCAUUCUGUUCAGACAAAAAGUAAAGCACUGUGGUCCUUGUCUCAUGA
Molecule: messenger RNA, 1193 nt
Organism: Hipposideros armiger (great roundleaf bat)
Lineage: Eukaryota; Metazoa; Chordata; Mammalia; Chiroptera; Hipposideridae
Gene: FXYD5
Product: FXYD domain containing ion transport regulator 5
Exons: 10
Coding region: 146-907 (253 amino acids)
Biological process (GO): regulation of sodium ion transmembrane transporter activity
Cellular component (GO): membrane
Molecular function (GO): sodium channel regulator activity
Source: RefSeq, a predicted model, not a curated record